Messenger RNA from Ectocarpus sp. CCAP 1310/34, 2539 nucleotides. NCBI's taxonomy places the organism in Eukaryota, Phaeophyceae, Ectocarpales, Ectocarpaceae. The record is from the annotation of a GenBank genome assembly.
AUGAACUCGGCGGGGGCGCGAGUCGAAGAGGUCUGCACCAUGCGAGAAGAGGAGCUUGAGCAAUUGCACCGUGCUCAAAAGGAAACGCUUGAGCUGGAGCUCAGCUGGCUCCCAAAACCACGCAUUAAGUACACCAAACGUUUUCUCGAACUACAGAAGACCAAAGCCGGUCUGUGGCUGAAAAUGACUGGCUACGGUGUUACAACAGCUUCAAUCUGUCUGUGUCCCUUCGCUUUACGGAACAUCGACCUGAUUCAGUUUCUUGGUGCUUUCGCGUAUCCAUCGUGCAUCUUAACGUGCACGACAAGUCUCGUGAGGCUUCACCAAUACCACGACGCCCACACGGUUCACAAGGCUCUGGUCAAGCUGCAACCAGUGGAAGAAAAAGCCUUCCUCGCCGAGUACAACGCCCAGAUCGCCCUGAAACGGCAAGCAUUGGAGAAGCGCCAGGCGCACGACCGGGAAAAGCUGCGUGAGUCUCUGACCGACUUCCGCCUUCGUGAGGAGAGAGAACGGAACAAGGUCAUAGAGAAGCACUCAACCCGCCUCGGCACUACCUACGGCCCGUUCCACCUCGCACCACAGGUUCAUGUGAUGUUGGGUUUGAAGAUUCUACAUUUCGUGACUCUGCUCACUUGGCUACAUAUCGUGCUUGCGGCUGCUCCUAUUUGUUACGGUAGCGUGAAGAGCAAGCUGAAGCACAGCGAGAGAAGCAUGGGCCACGCGCAUGUCAUGGCCCUCAAGCGUCGGCCGGAACUCGCCCAGAAACCAUCAGCCCACUGGCAGCAGCGCGCACACUUUGCCUCGUCGGCGGCGGCGUUGCGAGGAGAACAGUUGGCGCAAGCUGUUAAGGGAAAGGCCAGCGGCAGCGCCAUCAAAGUUGCAGACCUUACCAGCAUACAUGACUUCGGGAAGGGUCUGAGCGGGACGGUCUCGACGUAUGAAGACACCGCCACUGCAUCAUGACGGCUGUGAUAGGCGCCGUGGGAAAGGGAGGGGGGGGAUUUCAUGUCAACUGCUGCUGCAGUCGGUGAUGGAAAGCCUUCCGGAAGUCUGUCACGCCUUUCAUCUUGCUUCAUGUCUAGCCAAAACGCGUUUUUCACGUCGUUGUAGAUCGGUAGGUCGCGGUAACUGCGUGUGUUCGGUUUGCUGUGGUGUAGUCGAAGUCUUCUGCCGACGUCAAUGAAAAAAACUCAACACGAUCAAACACACACAUUGGUAGCCAGUGCCUCCCCCGGAUAGCAACGUUUAGCGAAUGUAGAAGCACAGCAAAGUAGCAGCGUUGUCUGGUGUGCAGCUCAUAGAGUUUGAAACUCGAAGUGGGUGUGGUGGAUCUGGAAGGGAGAAACAACGAUACCCGUUCGAGCUCUCUGGUCCCCGUGCGAAGGUCAUUGAAGCUCUGUCAUCGCUACCAUUUGAGGUAUUAUUUCACCUCGUGAGUUUCGAUCGCGCUUUUAAUCGCGCGUUGGUGUCAUCUCUCUGUUGCCAGCUCUCUCAUCCCACCAACUCUCGUUAAUGACGUAAUUUCGAUUAAUGCUUUUUUUUCUGCUAGAGUGAUUGAAUCUUCAACGCCCCCCCUUCCCCAGGCGCGGAGCGACUUUACACAAAGUACCGCAGGUCACAGAAGAUACCACUCCCUCUGGACCGAUUUCCAAAGCUCGAUUACUCCGCGACGAACAAGAUACAUAGAUCAAUUGUACAAUUUCAAAAAUCUCUCCACACAACGGUUCGAACGCCGCCAUUUUCGGCAUCACCACUCUUUUGUCUGUGGAGCAGUCGACCUUUGGAAAUUGGCCCAGGGGGGGUGGUAUCAUAGGUCACCCUCGGUCUGGAGAUGUGACCUAGUGGUACAUAUUUGCAAGGGACUCAAUCAAGCCUUCCAAAAGCAGGAACGCAAGCUACUGCUACCUCAUUACCGUGUGGUACAGGAGUAGCUGUGGCAGAGCGCGGUGCCAGCGGCCGAGGUUACACACACUCCUCCUCCCCUCCCCGGCCUGCUCCCCGGCCGGGGCCGAAAUCGACCUUGUGAGUCCCUCGCGGGCGAACCAGGCCACAACAGAUAGUAGGUGGGUGGUGUCCCAAGGUGCAACUCACCGCCGCGCUGGCUCAGCGUGGCGGUGAGGAUGCACAGACGGUGGUAGUGGCGAGACGUGUAUGUGGACCUUGUCCCCGCGGCAGCAAUGCAAAGCGGCAAACUGCACCUGGUAACCACCGUCGCGGAAAACGUGGCCCACGAAGCUGGAGGAGCAGAGAGAUUCGUAAACAACACGCGAGUAAGCACCGUUCGCGGGAGAAGGGAGAUAACCGCGUGCGACGCGGGGGGGGAGUGCUGCACCCUCCUCGUCCAAACACCACAGGCAAGCACCGAGCCCUGCAAAGAUGGAUCGAUGCGAAGAAACUCGCCGCUCGGAUUAAACUGAAGAAAACACACCCCCAGCGCGAGGCGGACCGAGAGCGACAGGAGAUCGCAGCGGGCGUGAAGGCGACCGCGAAGAAGAAGGCACGGGAGGGCGAUUUAUCGUUCGGCACGUUCAACGUA